Molecule: messenger RNA, 2089 nt
Organism: Syngnathus typhle (broad-nosed pipefish)
Lineage: Eukaryota; Metazoa; Chordata; Actinopteri; Syngnathiformes; Syngnathidae
Gene: phykpl
Product: 5-phosphohydroxy-L-lysine phospho-lyase
Exons: 12
Coding region: 289-1635 (448 amino acids)
Cellular component (GO): mitochondrion
Molecular function (GO): pyridoxal phosphate binding; transaminase activity
Source: RefSeq, a predicted model, not a curated record
GGGCUACAGUCGAAAACGACGGCGGAAAUGUCGUAACGACUUAGACAGACGGGAGUAAUUUUACAUAUAUCGUUGGAGAAAACAAUCUAAUCUAAUUCUGAUACAUAUCAUGUUGCUGCACAGACAUUGGGAUUAGUAACACGUUUAUAACGCAAGAUGACUAAUUGAGCUCGUGUCUGCGCUGUCGAACUCAAGAAUUCGUAUAAGAGAACCGUUUGAAUUAUUAUUAUUUUUUACUAACCAGCGUUACAGUGAUUUAAGUGCUGCAAACAACUCCAACCCAAAGAUAUGGCUUCAGAGCACCUCAGAAAAGAGGAAACCCUAACAAUGAGGAGGCGAUUGAUCGGGCAAUCGUGCAGACUUUUUUAUUCAGAUGACCCUGUCAAAAUUGUAAGAGCGAGGGGGCAAUAUCUUUUUGAUGAGAACGACAGGCGCUAUUUGGACUGCAUCAGCAAUGUCCAUCAUGUGGGCCAUUGCCACCCCAGCGUUACAAAGGCUGCAGCAGAACAAAUGGAACUUCUGAACACCAACACGAGAUUUCUGCACGACAAUUUAGUCCUGUAUGCAGACCGCCUGGCUUCCACCUUGCCUGAGAGACUGUCAGUCUUCUAUUUUGUUAACUCUGGCUCCGAGGCCAACGAUCUUGCGCUACGCUUGGCUCAGCAGUACACUCAACACGAAGACGUCAUCGUGCUUGAUCAUGCAUACCACGGUCAUUUAGUGUCCCUCAUCGACAUCAGUCCAUACAAGUUCCGGAAAUUGAAUGGACAAAAAGAAUGGGUUCAUGUGGCACCCUUACCAGACACCUACAGAGGCAUGUACAAAGAGGAUGAGCCAAAUCCAGGUCAAGCUUAUGCAAAUACAGUCCAUGACAUAAUAGAGGAGGUGCACAAGAAAGGUCGCAAGAUAGCUGCCUUCUUUGCCGAAUCAAUGCCAAGCGUGGGAGGACAAAUCGUUCUGCCACAAGGAUACUCGGCUAAAGUUGCAAAGUAUGUGCGCUCAGCGGGCGGCGUGUUUGUGUCUGACGAGGUGCAGACCGGCUUUGGACGCGUGGGAAGCCACUUUUGGGCUUUUCAGCUGCAAGGAGCAGAUUUUUGCCCUGACAUAGUGACCAUGGGCAAGCCAAUGGGGAAUGGGCAUCCCAUUGCAUGCGUAGCAACUACGGUGGAGAUAGCUAGAGCUUUCACUGCCAACGGAGUAGAGUACUUCAAUACGUUUGGAGGGAACCCGGUGUCUUGUGCAAUUGGUUUGGCUGUCCUUGACGUGAUAGAGAAAGAGGACUUGAGAGAAAACGCCAAAAGGGUCGGCACUCGUCUAAAAGAUUUGUUCACCGAGCUGAAAACUAGACAUAAAAUUAUUGGAGACAUUAGGGGCGCGGGACUUUUCAUAGGAGUUGAGCUGGUAGAAGACAGAGAACUGAGAACACCUGCCACUAAAGCAGCAGCACAAGUGGUGAAAAGGCUCAAAGUGGAGGAUCGAAUCUGUGUUAGUACAGAUGGACCCUGGGAAAGUGUCUUGAAGUUUAAACCACCCAUGUGCUUCAACAUGAAGGAUGCUGAGCUGGUGGUGCGCUGCAUUGAUCGCAUCCUCACAGAUAUGGAAGCCAAUGUGAAGCUGGAAAAGGAAGACAUCUAAGUUUGUUGCUCCUGUAAAAAAUGUUUUAAUUUGAUCAGACAUUGUCAGAUGGUCACAUUCAUUAGGUUCAGAGGUAGAGAUGAUCUAUCUGACAGUAAAAAAAAAAGCUCAAGCAUUUCACAUUGCCAUUGUCUGACGUUCGACAGGGUGGACAGUUCAUUUCCAUACAGUAGGAAAAUGUAUAAUCUCUCAAUACAUCUAUAUUCAUUUACAGUUUAGAUACCUUAAGUGUACAAACCAUACAUACAGAAGAUGAAAUAUUAGGUUUCCGAUACCUUGAAGAACCAUAUGUAUGUAAAGUGUACAAUGUGCUAUGUCAGUGAUGUACCCUCAGUAUACAAACCCUAUGUAUGGAAACUUACGGCCCGCCCUGUAUUUAGAAAUUUCAAAAUCAGAGGCAACCAAGUGUGGUAACACUUGUUAUAUACGAAAAUAAACAAUCGUUUUGAUUGUG